Coffea eugenioides is the source of this 3458-nucleotide messenger RNA. Its product is annotated as transcription termination factor MTERF15, mitochondrial. The coding region runs from base 36 to 1403 and encodes 455 amino acids. Gene Ontology annotation, molecular function: double-stranded DNA binding. Gene Ontology annotation, biological process: regulation of DNA-templated transcription. The record is from RefSeq and is a predicted model, not a curated record. The transcript has 4 exons. Lineage: Eukaryota; Viridiplantae; Streptophyta; Magnoliopsida; Gentianales; Rubiaceae.
UUCAAACCACCUCCGUCACCAAGUUUUGCCUCCCGAUGGCAAUUAGGACUUUAGGAAGACCAAAAUUUCCCAUCCAACUAAAUUCAAUCCACAAUUUUAACCAAGAAUUCCCAAACCCAGUAUUCAAACAAUUCUCCACAGAUCCAAAAAAAGCCCUAACUUCGAUCCCGCGAAAAUCCCAUGAAAGGAACCUAAUUUCCCUUUCAGGUCUCUUUCGCAGGUAUGGUUUUCAACCAUCUCAAAUCAGCAAUUUCCUCAAAAGUAAUCAAUUUUUACUCAAUUUGAAGCCGUCCCAUGUCCAAAAGUCCCUCAAAAUUCUCUUAUCUUUGAAACCCUCACAAGAAUUUCUUUCUUCUGUUGUAUAUAGUUGUCCUAGUAUUUUAGACUUUGAUUUUCUUGAAAAAUGGGAAACCAAGUUUUCUGAUAUGGGAAUCUCUAAUUUUACAUCUUCAGCCAUCAGGAAUAUUUUUGAGGUUUCUAGGAGAUUUGAGUUGGGACCAGAUGAUGCUUUAAGGUGUGUAAUGUGUUUAAAAGGUUUAGGGUUUAGUGAGAGUACUGUGGUUAAUGUUUUGGAGGCAUUUCCCUUGGUGAUCAUGAUGGAUGAAGAUAGAAUUCGCGAUAAAAUGGUAUUCUUGAUGGAUAUUGGUUUUGAAAAAGAUGAUGUUGAUCGUAUUAUUCGCCUGUUUCCAUUUUCUAUGGCAUUUGAGGUUGGGAAAAAGAUGAAACCAUUGUUUGAUGAAUUUGAGGAUCUUGGUUUUAGCUUGGAUGUGGUUAGGUGGGAGGUCCUUAGAGACCCUCGAGUGCUUGGUAUGGAAGUUGGUGAGCUUACACAGUGUUUGAAAAUGCUGAGGAGUUUGAAAUGUAGAACUGUGAUUAAGGAGAAUAUUUUCCGUAUUGGAGCUUUUAGGGCCGGGUAUGAAGUGAAAAUGAGGGUUGAUUGUUUGAGGAAAUAUGGGUUGACAUAUAGGGAUGCUUUUACAGUGUUGUGGAAAGAGCCAAGGGCACUCCUGUAUGAGAUAGUGCACAUUGAGAAGAAAAUUGAUUUUCUUCUGCAAACUAUGAAAUUUGAUGUUUUCUGUCUGGUUCAAGUUCCAGAGUACUUGGGGGUAAACUUUGAGAAAAAGGUUGUGCCCCGAUACAAUGUGAUAGAAUAUUUGAGCUCAAGUGGUAGGCUUGGGGAUGAAGUAGGAUUGAGGGGCUUGAUUAAGCCUAGUCGGUUGAGGUUUUACAAUCUCUAUGUGAAGCCUUAUCCAGAGUGUAAGAAAUUAUAUGGGAGAUAUGCAGCAGCUGAAGUUAAAAGUAGGCAUCCAGCUGGAAUGUGGAAGCUUUUCCAACCACAAAAGCAUUCAGAAUCUAGAGAAGAUGUUGAAAACAUCAGGUCUUUCAUGGAGUCUAUAACUUAGUUCAAGGUUUUGUAUGAUUUCCCAGACAAAUGCUAGGGAGAAUACUAGUUGUAUAUCAGUUUAAGGCUUGAUAUUGAUCAAGAAUACAAGUUAAUAGAAAAUAUGGUCUGAAAGAAAAUCAUUGUCACUAUGAUUCAACUUCUUCAAGGAAAAGACUUCAAUGUCUUCAAAUAUUGCUUUCUCCUCUAGCUGAUUUACUAAGACAAAUGGAUCAUUCCAUUGCACUCAGGUGUCAUGCCACACUGUAAAAAAGAGCUAAUCUUGCCUUUCAUUGUUUUGUGAACUUUUCUCAGAGUUAGGCUUAUCGUUUCAGUUCAGUAGAUGAUUGGAUGUGGGAGGCACUGUGCUUAUAUCAUGAAGAUACUUCCUGUCAUUGCAGGUCAGUGCUGUUUUGCUUUACUGGAACUGAAGUUGGGUUGCUAUUAAAAAAGACGAUGUGCUAUCAAACUGACUUUCUUUCUGGUUAAGAGUUAUAUUUUCAAUGACACACUGAUUGCCAAGAUGUAAUUUAAUGUGACAGUGCUCUGUUAUGUCAACACUCACACACACACAUAAUAUCAAACAGCUAUUGCUGAUCGAACAAUUCAAUUGCUCUUUGUCUGUGUGCAUGUGGAGCUGUAUAUAUCUUUGGUUUAUGAUUCCAGAACUUGGAAACUGUUCAUUUGUGAAGGCUUCUUGGGUGUGUGGAUUAAGUUAAAUGGGAUUGACCUUAAUAUUUGUUCUUUCUGGCAGUUGUAGGCAUCAGUGCUAUCCAAAUGCAAUGGUCUUUUUACUCGAGUGCUUGUCAUUUUAGACAAGAACUUCCAGCUUCUGAAGUACUAAAUGUUGAUCACCUUCAAGAAAUAAUUGUUGCAUCAUUUUGCAAGGUUAUUGAGAUCGUGCAAUUAAAAAAAAAAAUAAUAAAUAAACUGCAGAUAAAGAGAUGUAGAGAGAGCAACAGAAUAUGAAAAAGGGGGAAGGUGAAAUAUUUGAUAAACAAUAAUCUGAUACCUUUUUUGGUUGUAGCCAAUUAGGCUUGAUUAGUCAUGGUUGAGACAGGAAACAAUAAGGAUUGAGUUUUUUUUUUUCCUGCUGCUGCUUAUUAUUCUUUAAAUGCUCAACUGGGUUUGGAGGUUUCUGAGCAUGUGUGAAGACUAUUUGGAAUCAUUUUCUGAAAUUUACAUUUUUUUGGAAUUUUUUAUUUAGAAUUAAUUGUGUAUUGUGGUGGUGAUUUUUUUGUUUUUUUUAUCAUACUUCUUAUGACACUUACUUUUUACCCAACUACAAUGUUGUAGGGAGAUAUAUUAUCUAUUUUGCUCUUAUUUUGAUGUGUGGCCUCUAAUUUAACAAUUGUCCUUUUUGUAAAUUGUCUUUUGUUCUCUUUUGAUCAUAUAUCAUUGGUCUGCUUGUCUUGGCUUUCUUUCCACCAAAGGUCAUUGGCCUUUCAUUUCCCACCUUUCUGUGGAGUGGAUAACAAUAUAAAAAUUUGGUCAAUAAUAGUUGAAGUGCUGAUAUUUUCCUGAGUGUUCCUAAAAUUUAGGCUUCAUGUCAACUAAUCAAUCAUAUUUUUGCAGGUUUACAAAGUUUUUUAGUUUCAGAAAUUUAGCAUGAUCCAUUUAUAGUAUGGACAUUAUUGGCCUAACAUAAGACAUAAAUAAAGGAAGGUAUGAAAUCAAUAUACAGCUACUGGUUUCAUUAGACAGUGGAAACUAUUGUAGUACAUGCUAUCAUCUGUGUACAGAUAUUUUUUUCCUCAUAUUCAUUAAUCUUGUGAUGUAUCUUAGCAGGGCAAUCAAAUAAUGUUCAGCCAAACUGCCAGAGAAUAGUUACUCAUGAUUGCUGAGGUGUGCAUGCGAGAAGAAUUCGAGUUAUUGGAGAAGUAACAUGUAAUGAUCGCUGCUCAUGGGAACCUUUGGGAUCAGUCAUAAUGUAUCUUGACAAAGCUAACUUCCCAAGAGGUUAUAUAGGUUUGGAACUUUCUACUGGUACACCCAUGCUUUACGAAUUCGAGGAUGGAAGCCUAAUUCAAAAGGGAAACCCAGAGGCACCAAUGCUGGGGUUCAUGCUUAACACUAG